Molecule: messenger RNA, 4387 nt
Organism: Anopheles bellator
Lineage: Eukaryota; Metazoa; Arthropoda; Insecta; Diptera; Culicidae
Product: mucin-2-like
Exons: 9
Coding region: 1-4077 (1358 amino acids)
Biological process (GO): regulation of transcription by RNA polymerase II
Molecular function (GO): DNA-binding transcription factor activity, RNA polymerase II-specific; RNA polymerase II cis-regulatory region sequence-specific DNA binding; protein dimerization activity
Source: RefSeq, a predicted model, not a curated record
AUGUACAACGACGGCCAACAUUACCGCAAUCUGGACCUGUGCUGUGAUUCCUCGCAGAUCCGGGCCACGAUGCUACGGCCCGAAACGGGAAAGUGCUUCCCGUACUCGAUCCUGUCGAAAGCGCAGCAACUCCCAUCGGAAGUUGCCGUCGGUGUUAAGCCCCUGGUGCCUGCGAUACCCUACGGGGAUGGGUGUGGCGGCGGCUUCCUCAGCUUGGUGCAGCCGUCAAACGUCAAAGCAGCGGCCGAGAUGCUGCCACCGACCAACUUUGAAGCUAGCACCACCAGCGGGCCAGGCUUCUACGGGAGUGCUAUGGUCACCGACGUGGGUAUCUGCUUCAGCAUGAGCAACGUGAAUCUGAACGGAGAGUAUCCGCCGCCACCGAAUCCGGCGGUGGUGCAUCCCGGGAGUGCCGCGCGGACCCCUUCGAGAUCGUACGAGGAUCCGGGUCCCGGGACGGCCCUCAUGGUAGCUCGGCGCCGUGCCGCAGCCUUCGUGCCCGUUUCGGCCGGUGACCAUCGGUUUAAGCCGAUGGUCCAACAGUCACCGCCUGCUGGGCUGGCCACUAGUCAGCAUCAUCUACUGCCACAGGCCGCAGCAGUCGAGCAACAGUUCCGUACGCCGUACGCCACGGCGCUCCCGGUGGCUGCUGAGCUGCAGCAACUACCAAGCAUUCCGGUCCACUAUCCAAUGGCCCGGCAUCGGCCGACGCUUCCGGCCAGGUACGGUACUGCCGUCAGGUCUCCUUCCUGUGACGGUUUGACACGGGUCACGCUCCCCACCACGGGUUCUUCCACAGCCGGGGCGACUUUACCGUCGUCCUACUACAGCCAACAGUCAUCCGCGACAACGGCGCCAGUUCUGGGUGUGUACCCAUCGGUAGCGGGUAGUCUUCAUCGCCACCACCACCAGGUGGUUCCUCCGGCCGUCGGCUUGACAUAUUUGCCCGGAGUUCCACCCGUUAGCGUACCGUUCGGACCGCAGGCCCAGCAACCAGCGGCGAUCGAUACCUUGGAGUACCAUCGGUCUCAACCGAAACCACUCGGUGAUCCUAGCGUGGUCCAGGCCGGGUCCGGGUCGCGCUUCACCUACGACGCCACCGGGCGGUUGCUGCUGAACUGUUGCUACACCGAAGUCAACCAGCAGCCUAGCGCCGCCGCCGCACGUUGCGUUCCGAACUGCCACGGAUCAUCAGUGGUGCCGCCUGUCGCUCCGCACUGCAUCACCCAGGACAGUGCAGCAGCGAUUGGUGUUCCGGCUGAACAGGGCAGCCCGCCGCUGCAUGUGAGUCGCUCCUGUCCGACCUCACCGAAAGGACCGGAGGGUGCGUUUUCGGCUGCGGAACCCGGCGGAACGCUCUCCACGAGCUCAUCCCCGAUAAGCCUUGUGCAGCGGCCGCGGGACGACGAUGGUGGGCCGAUGGAGGUUUGCGAAGACUCGAUGGCGGCCGAUGAUGAGCCGAAGGAUUUUAGCAUGAAGUCGCCACCGAUUGUUGUUGCACCGCCGUCGGAUGAUGGGCCGAUGUUCGGCCGACCUUCACCACCGCCCGCCCUCGGCACUGGUGGUUUGCUGCUGCGCCGCGAACAGCGGGAAACCAUAGCGGGCCUCGGACGCAGUAUGCGAUCGCUGCUGGAGCAGGAUCGAAACCGUCGGGAGCUGAAGGCGGCACCGAAGAAGAAGUGGAUACGGCACUACAUGAAGGAUGAACCGCUCGUGAAUGGCCAUUCCACCGCGCCGCCACUCGUAGUGAUCUCGUCGAACGGUGUUGUGGGAGCGCCAGUGCAGAAGCAUCAUCUCGCGAGUCACGUUCCCGUGGUCGCGGGUUCCACCGCCAGCAUUACCUCCCCGAUGACGAUCGACCUGUCGACCAAGAGCCUAAACCACCACCAGCAGCAGAACGGUGUUCCGUUCCAGCAUCACGCCGCGCUGCAUUCGCUCGCCCCUUCCACGACACCACCGUCGUCUGCCCUGUCGUCGUCAUCAUCGUCCUCGUCGUCCUCUUCCUCCUCGUCAUCAUCCUCGACGCUCACCGUCUCACCGGUGGACGAUUCGCAGUCGUCGUUGAACCUGAGCAACGGUCCCGCCCCAAACGGUUUCGGUACCGUUCACAGUGCCAACACUUCCGGCGGUGGUUCGCUCAACCUGAGCAGUACCGCAAGCAGCGGAUCGUCCCUGCUGCCGGGUAUCGGUCUGAGCCCGGGCACCACCGUUACGUCCGUCGUGGCCGGUGGUGUACUGCCGAUCGGCAUCGACGGUGGAGUGCUGCAAACGGCCACUUCCGGAACGGCCAAUCGCCACCCGGUGGCCGUGCACCAUUUGCCACUGGAGCUUCAGCAGCAGGUGGCGGCCGGCCUAUCGGCGCACGGUUCGCAGACGGCCGGAGCGGCCCUGUUCGCAAACAUCCCAGCGCGGCGGAGAACGACCAGCUCAAACAGCAACGGAGUCGGAACGCGAGAGGUUCACAACAAGCUGGAAAAGAAUCGACGGGCGCACUUGAAGGAGUGUUUCGAGCAGCUAAAGAAACAGCUCAGCCUACAGCCGGACGAGAAGAAGAUCUCCAACCUGUCCAUCCUGCACGCAGCGAUACGGCACAUUCAGAUGCAGAAACGCAAGGAGCGCGAGUUCGAGCACGAGAUGGAGCGACUGGCGAAGGAGAAGAUUGCGGCGCAGAAUCGGAUUUUGCUGUUGAAGCGCGAGAUCACGCAGAUGGGCGAUAUCGAUGUGUCGCGGCUGGCACCGGAUACGGAUAUCACGCCAAACCCGACGGGCGGUCUCAAUCUGACCAGCGUGGUGCAAUCGGAUCGUGAUCAUCUCAGCGAUGCCGUGCUGGUCCCGGGACGCAAUGGCAUUCGGUACAGCUCUAGCAGCUCACUCUCGAGCAUUGCAACAAAUGCUUCCAUCGGCACCUUACCGCACCAAACAACCAUUUCGCCAGUUCUAUCCAUAUCAUCACCGACGCGCGGCAGCCCGGCCUUGAAUCGCAGCUCAACAUCGCCUCCGUCAUCAUCGUCGCCGUCGUCGUCCUCCCUGUCAUCGUCGGCGUCCUCGCUUUCGGUGUCGUCGACCACCGCGAGCCUCAUGCUGCCACUGUCGUUGACUACCAAGAGCAGCAACGGUGGUGGCGUCCUGGUGGAUUCGCACAACGGUGCUGUCGCAUGCAACACAACGUCGCCGUCUCCGCUCAAGUUUUCCACCGGCCCACUGAACGGACUCAAUCUGAGCAGUUCCGUCUCGGCUCUUCCUAUAAACGGGAUCAACGGUUCGACGGCCGCUUCCAUCGGCCAGCUGCCCGUCAUCGUCGGUGCGAACGGAGCUACCAACAUCGUUGGCAUUACUCCGUCGCAGUUGCUAGCAACGACGGCUGCCACGGCCAAUGGAUCGCCGGCCAUCCAAACGAUACCGCUGAACCUGAACGUGACAUCGACAGCCGUCAGUAAUGGGCUCAACGGGGCCGGUAUCCCAGCGACCACGGCCAUCGUGUCCAGCGCCGGUCUGCAUUUGGCACCACCGUCGUCAGCCCAAGCGCUGCAGUUGACAACGAACGGUACCGGUGGCGGCGGCGGCGGUGGUAGCCUAGCCAGCAGCAGUAUUGGUGGUGGAGGCACCACGACCUCCACCAUUGCCACCAGCAACGGUAGCAGGGCGGGUAGUACUGCUUACGGGGUGGUGUCAACCGUAAGCGUAGGGCAAACGUUGGCCAGCGUGCACGGCAAAGAACUGAUUAACGGUACGAUCGGGAAGAACGGUACCGUACGGACUGAUAAUAAUAGUAAGCUUGAGAUUAUUGCAACCCAAACCCCCACCAAUAAUGCGACGGUCGUCGCAAACGGUGCCACCGUUGGCACCGCGGCACUAGACCCACCGGGAACGAAGGUUAUCACAGUGGUGAACGGUAACACGUUCGCACUCGCCUCGAUGGAUAAGGACAGCAAGAUGGGUGUCGUCUACAGUCCCAUCCAGCUGCUGACACCGCAAGGACUACGCGUGAUACAGCAGUCCCCGAACGGGCUGGCAACCAUCGAGCUUAGUGCGCCCGCUAACGGUGGCAACCGUUUGCAGCUGCAUUUAACUCACUAGAGAACGGUGGCCGCCGCCGGGAAGGGAGUAAGGAACGAACGUCAACCCACCCUCUUCCGCCGCAACUAGCGCCAAACGCGCUGCUGUUCCUUUCCUCUCCCGAGUUUCGUGAUCCGCGUGCUGCACUAACUUCCACCCGAGGGCCCAGUUUUUGCCACAUGCGAUACGCUGCCAGUUGCAUGAACAAGUGGCACGUUUACAAGUGGCCACAAUUGCAUUUCUACACACAAAACGUAAGUUCAAACCGAGUAACAAUAUGCGAUCGAUAACUUUUAAAGUCCGGAUGCCGGCUUCCUCUCUUCGGGCGGCU